AUGGAAGAUCAAAAUGCUUCCAGUGGAUUUGGCAAAAAUUUCCGCAAGGUUAAACCUUACCUUGCCAUGGUGUCCCUUCAGUUUGGUUACUCAGGAAUGUACAUCAUCACCAUGGUUUCUUUCAAGCAUGGCAUGAGCCAUUGGGUACUCUCAGUGUACCGUCAUAUAGUUGCCACACUCAUCAUGGCCCCUAUUGCAUUUUUCCUUGAAAGAAAAAUACGACCAAAGAUGACUCUCCCUGUGUUCCUGAGGCUAGCCGUUCUUGGUUUCGUCGAGCCAGUGCUUGAUCAAAACUUGUACAACAUGGGGAUGAAGAACACCUCAACAACGUUUGCAUCGGCCACGGUUAAUGUUCUCCCAGCCAUUACUUUUAUAAUGGCACUUAUUUUCAGGUUAGAGACAGUGAAUUUGAGAAAAAUACAUAGCGUGGCCAAGGUAAUUGGAACCGCAGUAACAGUCUCAGGAGCCAUGGUUAUGACUUUGUACAAAGGCCCUGCCCUUCAGUUCGCCAAGGGUCAAGCAACCCACCAUGAAAGUGGCAGCACCACACAACCCUCUGAACAAAACUGGGUGCUUGGCACAGUAAUGCUGCUAGCAAGUUGUGGUGGUUGGGCUAGUUUCUUUAUCUUGCAAUCUUUCACUUUGAAGAUGUACCCGGCAGAGCUUUCAGUCACAGCUUGGAUUUGCUUUCUGGGAAUUUUUGAGGGUUCAAUUGCAACCCUUAUAUUUGAACGUGAUAUGAGUGUGUGGUCCAUAGGCAUCGACUCAAGGCUCCUUGCUUGUGUUUAUUCUGGUUUGGUAUGUUCUGGAAUGGCAUACUAUGUACAAGGAGUUGUGACCAGGGAACGUGGACCUGUGUUUGUGACUUCUUUCAGUCCACUAUGUAUGAUUAUCACUGCGGCAUUAGGAUCCAUUGUAUUGGCUGAGCAAGUUUACAUGGGAAGUGUAAUUGGAGCUAUUAUCAUUGUGAGUGGACUUUAUACAGUGGUGUGGGGAAAAAGCAAAGACAAUGUGAACAAAAGCGAGGCAGAGAAACGUGAGGGCCAAGAAUUGCCAAUUAAGGACAGUACAGCAUCAGGAUCAGACAUUUUUGACGGCAUUGAGAUCAAUGUUCCAACUGGGGCAGGAAAGAAUGUGGUUGCAUCACCAAGAACUUAA
Sphenostylis stenocarpa is the source of this 1158-nucleotide messenger RNA. The record is from the annotation of a GenBank genome assembly. Lineage: Eukaryota; Viridiplantae; Streptophyta; Magnoliopsida; Fabales; Fabaceae.